This is a messenger RNA of Entelurus aequoreus (snake pipefish), 891 nucleotides long. RefSeq names its product THAP domain-containing protein 6-like. The transcript has 5 exons. NCBI's taxonomy places the organism in Eukaryota, Metazoa, Chordata, Actinopteri, Syngnathiformes, Syngnathidae. Bases 289 to 891 code for a protein of 200 amino acids. The record is from RefSeq and is a predicted model, not a curated record.
UAUAUAUCAGUAGAUGGCGCAAGGCGGAGUCUCCAGCGUAGUUCACCGGCGGCCAUCUUGUGACGGUCAACUAUUCUGGUACGUUCUAUGGUAGCUGUUGUAAGGUGAGUGAUCUGCACAAACAAAAAUACUCUUAACUCGCUGAAAUCUUGACGGAUUUACAAACGGUUUUGUUUAUUACACACGUUAUUAACGUGGCUAUGAUUCAGGAUGCUUGGACAUGUUGAAAUUGCAGCUUUUCUGUUCGAAAAACGACUUAAAAAAUAAGAACUACGCCUACCAGUGAAGAUGCCUGACUUUUGUGCAGCCUACGGAUGCUCUAAUCGCCGUAGUCUCAAAACGAGAACCCGUGGGAUCACCUUUCACCGGUUUCCCAAAACCGGAGAGAGGAAGAGGCAGUGGGAACUUGCCCUAAGAAGGGAUGGUUUUGUUGCCUCUGGCAGGACAGUGCUCUGCAGUGAGCACUUUAGGAGUGAGGAUUUUGACAGGACGGGGCAGACUGUCCGGCUUAAAGAUGGUGUUGUGCCAACAAUUUUCAACUUUCCAGCUCAUCUUCAAAGGCCGAUAGCAACAAGAAGCACAACCACUGCUAGAAGAGCGGAAGACAACCUGCCAAUGGACUUGUCUCAGGAUGAACCUCAGCCUGAUGUUCAACAGGGAGCCACUGGAGAGAGGCGAAAGAGCCGCAAGCGGCAGGCCACUGACCACCUAUACGCAUUGCCUGCUUGCCCCAAGGCUAUAAAGGCCAAACUCAAAGAAGCCUCAGCGAGAGUGAGGAAACUGCAGGAAACUUCUGCAUCGAGUUCAGAUGCUCUGUCCUCCUGUCUGCAUCGAGUUAAUAAGAUGCUCUGUCCUGUAAGAUGUUCUGUCCUGUCUACAUCGAGUUCAUGA